AGUGCUGUGUAUCAAGUGUCCAAGCCGACCCACCAAGGAAUCAAGAUGCAGACCUCCACUCUGGUACUCCUGGCGUGUCUCGUAGCUGCUGCUGUGAUGAUGGUGGCGGCGGAGGAGCAGCCUCUUCAGCAGCAGUACGAGGCAGUGUACGACGCGCCGGAGCAGGAGCGAGGCGACAGGACCAAGAGAGGCUUGCUGCUGCUGAAGAAAAAAUUGUUACUUGGUGCCUUAGGAUUAAAAGCAGCCAAAGUGGGAGCGGUCGGCGCGGGCGUCGCCGCGGUCGCCCUGAAGAAGAAGAGUCAACAAAGACAUGGGUCAACCCGGUACAUUGAUAUCCAUAGCCGUCCUUCAAAGUACGUUGAAGUACACAGCUGGUCCGGUUAACCAAAGAGCCUCACGUUAGAAGUACUAUAGUGGUUAAUUAGUUUUAUGUUACAAUGUUAGUGCUUGUACAGUUUUAGACAAUAAAUGUUAAUGUUGUUUUAAAUUA
Molecule: messenger RNA, 490 nt
Organism: Aricia agestis (brown argus)
Lineage: Eukaryota; Metazoa; Arthropoda; Insecta; Lepidoptera; Lycaenidae
Exons: 6
Coding region: 46-384 (112 amino acids)
Source: RefSeq, a predicted model, not a curated record